UAAAGCUAAUUUGCGGUUUUUUUUAACGCUGAUCUGAGAUCAGUUUUUGUGCUUUUCCUAACUCGAUUGACGUCACGACCUGGGUUAGAGGAGCUGAUCCCAGACCAGCAGGAAAACCCAGAAGCCGUUUGCGAGUCUUGGCGGUUUAUUUUGAUUGUGAAUUCACACUGAAAAUGUAGCUGCUCUUGUUUUAACCGACACACGAUACAUUUAAAGUCCUGCACUUUCGUUCAUUUGAUUCUUUUUUACAUUAGAAAGCGAAGUUUAGGUGUAAAAUGAACGAAGAAGCGCGGGCUAUUUUACAGCGGGUUUUAAGAAGACUCCCCAGCAGAAAGACCCAGAGCACUCUGAGAGCCUGGGGCUGUUUAUCCGCUCAGCAGCUCGAGGAUCUGGACUACACUCAACCAAAAUGGCUGCUGUUGGAGAAUUUAAUCUCUAAAUGUGAGGAAAGCAGGCUGCAUUUAAAAGACGUGACGAAGCUGGAUAUGGUCUAUCACAUAGAGAACCCUAAUCAAGGAACAUGGCAUGCCUUUAAACUCACUGAAGCAGAAGAUGAAGCCCUUUCUGUGGAUUUCACCCAGUUUAAGGAGAUGUUCGUAGCUCACUUAGAGGAAGUCGUCCAACACGUAUCCGUCAGGAUAAAGAAACUGGAAGACGGCGCUGUGUGGAUCCGAAUCGCAUGGGGUGAUAAUUUCAACAAACCCAACCACCUCAAGCCAACUUACGCUGUUCAUUAUCUCCAGACUCCCUACGUGUUUAUCCUGAAUCUCGCCGCCAAGCACAAGCCUUUUCUGUAUCAGGCUUUAGUUCUGUCCACCAGACACGUGUCCAUAAACGAAGCUCAUCUGACUGGCAGAAGCCUCACGGCCAUGCGAGACCUGCUCAUGAAGCAGUAUCAGCAGGUUUUCCCAAACCAGGAAAGGACCUUAAAGGAAAGAAACGCACCUCCUUCACAUCCCAAUAUUGAUAAAGAGCAUGCUGAGUUUGCUGAGAGAACACAUCAGAUGGCCUGUGAGGCUUUCGGUGACGGUGCAGUGCCAAAACUGGAAACCGCCGUGUACAAGCUUGAAACCAGGUACAGAGGCAGCAACAACAACACACUCAGUGAUAGAGAUGAGCUCUUCAGAGGCGUGGUCAGGUUCUCCAGCCCCAACCUCCUGGAGUCUCUACGGCACUGUGUGUCCACCGGCAUGGCAGAAGGUCCCGUCACUCCUCUCUUAUCCUCCAUCACACAGAAAGGAAGGAACUACUUUGUGAUCGCUGAGAAGGUUCCAGGAGCCACAAGCCAGACGCCUGCACACAAGACUUAACGUGAUUUACACCCGAGUGCUCUUCUUACAUGAGCCGUUCCAGUGUGUUGGUGUUCUUACAGUGUUCUUAUGUGGUUUUUUUACACUUUAAACCCCGUUCAAUUGUUUAUUUUUAAUUUUACAAGGUUUUAAAUAAAAGUUUUAAAUGUUACAAUGUUAA
Messenger RNA from Pangasianodon hypophthalmus (striped catfish), 1470 nucleotides. It is a transcript of the gene cenpn, whose product is annotated as centromere protein N. Gene Ontology annotation, biological process: CENP-A containing chromatin assembly; chromosome segregation. Lineage: Eukaryota; Metazoa; Chordata; Actinopteri; Siluriformes; Pangasiidae. The coding region runs from base 276 to 1310 and encodes 344 amino acids. The transcript has 10 exons. The record is from RefSeq and is a predicted model, not a curated record.